AUGGAAAUGAGUAGUGGUGUUACUUUUGAAAAGACAUUUAGAAGAGAUGCCUUGAUUGAGAUUGAGAAAAAGUAUCAGAAGGAGUGGGCUGAAGCGAAAUAUUUUGAAAUUGACGCUCCUACAUAUGAAGAAUGUCCUACUAAAGAUAUCGAUGAGGUGAAGGAGAAAUAUCCGAAAUUCUUUGCGACUAUGGCAUACCCUUACAUGAACGGUGUUUUACAUGCUGGCCAUGCAUUUACGUUAUCUAAAGUUGAGUUUGCUACUGGGUUUGAGAGAAUGAAUGGGAAAAGGGCCUUGUUCCCUCUUGGUUUCCACUGUACCGGUAUGCCUAUCAAAGCAGCAGCAGAUAAGAUAAAGAGAGAAGUUGAGUUGUUUGGAGAGGAUUUCUCUGGUGCUCCAAAAUCAACAGAGGAGGAAGAGGCGGAGGAGGAGAAGAAGGAGGAUCCAGAAAAAAAACCAAAAGAGAAGAGAGAAGAUUUGUCCAAGUUUACUUCAAAAAAAUCCAAAAGUGUUGCGAAAACUGGAAGAGCCAAGUACCAAUUUGAAAUCAUGUUGCAACUAGGCAUUCCAAAAGAACAAGUGGCUAAAUUUGCCAAUACGGAUUACUGGUUAAAAUUUUUCCCUCCCUUGUGCCAAAGAGACGUUACUGCUUUUGGUGCUAGGGUUGAUUGGAGACGUUCUAUGAUCACUACAGAUAAGAAUCCAUAUUACGACGCUUUUGUUAGAUGGCAAAUAAAUAGAUUGAGGGAUUGCGGAAAAAUCAAGUUUGGUGAAAGGUAUACUAUAUAUUCCGAGAAGGAUGGUCAAGCAUGUUUGGAUCACGAUAGGCAGUCUGGAGAAGGUGUCACUCCACAAGAGUAUGUGGGGAUCAAAAUCAAAGUAAUUGAAUUUUCACCCGAGGCAAAGCAAAUUUUGGAAAACGAAAAUUUUUUCGACAUUGCUGGUAUGAAGAAUGUGUAUUUUGUUGCUGCGACUUUAAGGCCUGAAACCAUGUAUGGACAAACCACUUGUUUUGUUAGCCCCAAAAUUGAUUAUGGAGUAUUUGAUGCGGGUAAUGGAGAUUAUUUCAUUACAACUGAACGUGCAUUUAAAAACAUGUCGUUUCAAAACCUUACUCCCAAGAGAGGAUACUACAAACCCGUUGUUAUUGUGAACGGUAAAGCAUUGGUUGGUUCAAGAAUUGAAGCGCCAUUAGCUGAGCUCAAAGAUUUAAGGGUUUUGCCUAUGGAGACCGUGAAAGCUACCAAGGGUACUGGUGUGGUUACUUGUGUUCCCUCUGAUUCUCCAGAUGAUUAUAUUACCACGCGCGAUCUUGCCAACAAACCUGAAUAUUAUUCGAUUCAAAAGGAAUGGGUUAAGUCUGAGGUCAUCCCAAUAAUUCAAACAGAAAAGUAUGGAGACAAGUGUGCUGAGUAUUUGGUUAAUGAACUCAAAAUCAAAUCACCAAGGGACACGUUGCAAUUGGCAGAGGCCAAAGAAUUGGCUUAUAAAGAAGGAUUUUAUAAUGGUACAAUGAAAAUUGGAAAAUACAAGGGCGAGAAAGUUGAAGAUGCCAAGCCAAAAGUAAAGGCUGAUUUAAUUGCAUCUGGAGAAGCAUUUGUUUAUAAUGAACCAGAGAAUCAAGUUAUUUCCAGAUCUGGUGAUGACUGUUGUGUUUCAUUGGAAGACCAAUGGUACAUUGAUUAUGGUGAAGAAAUUUGGUUGGGACAAGCAUUGGAGUGUCUCAAAAGCAUGGAGACUUUUGCCAAAGAAACCAGGCAUGGAUUUGAGGGAGUGUUUGCAUGGAUGAAAAACUGGGCAGUUACUAGGAAAUUCGGACUUGGUACUAAACUUCCUUGGGAUGAUCAGUAUUUGGUUGAGUCAUUAUCGGACUCAACUAUUUACAUGGCAUAUUACACUAUCGAUAGAUUUUUACAUUCUGACUAUUAUGGUCAAGUUCCCGGAAAGUUUGAUAUAAAACCCGAGUCAUUAACCGAUGAAGUGUUUGACUACAUUUUUGCUCGUCGGGACGAUAUCAAAUCAGACAUACCUUUGGAGCAAUUGGACGAAAUGAGAAGGGAAUUUGAAUACUUUUACCCAUUAGAUGUUAGAAUUUCAGGUAAAGAUUUGAUUCCAAACCACUUGACCUUUUUCAUUUAUUCCCACGUUGCAUUAUUCCCCAAAAGGCUCUGGCCACGCGGUGUGAGAGCUAAUGGACACUUGUUAUUGAAUAAUGCCAAAAUGUCUAAGCUGACGGGUAAUUUUAUGACAUUGGAGCAAAUUGUUGAAAAAUUUGGUGCAGAUGCCUCACGAAUUGCCAUGGCCGAUGCAGGUGAUACUGUUGAGGAUGCCAACUUUGACGAGUCGAAUGCCAAUGCUGCAAUUUUGCGAUUAACUACUUUGAAAGAUUGGUGCGAGGAAGAGUUGAAGAGCCAAGAUCAAUUGAGAUCAGCAGAAUAUGACUCGUUUUUUGAUGAGGCAUUUGAGAAUGAAAUGAAUGAUUUAAUCGAAAAGACUUAUCAUCAAUAUACUUUGAGCAAUUACAAGCAGGCCUUAAAAUCUGGAUUGUUUGAUUUCCAAAUUGCUCGAGAUUUCUACAGAGAGUCAGUGAACUCAGCAUCUAUAGGAAUGCACCGUGAUCUCGUUUACAUGUACAUUGAGUAUCAAGCUUUGUUGUUGGCUCCUAUUGCUCCUCACUUUGCCGAGUAUCUUUACAAGGAUGUAUUGAAAAAGAAAGGAAGUGUGCAAACGACUUUGUUCCCCAAGCCAUCCAAACCUGUAUCCAAACCUGUUCUUGAUGCUUUGGAAUAUGUGAGAAACGUAUGCAGAUCCAUCCGAGAGGUUGAAGGUUUAGGGUUGAAGAAGAAGAAAGGAAAGUGUGAUUUCAGUUCUGGAGAUUCGGUCAAGUUGACAUUGUUAGUAUGCAACACAUUCCCUGAAUGGCAAGAAACUUAUAUUGAAAUUGUUCGUCAAUUAUUUGAGGAGCACAAAUUAUCGGACAACAACUUGAUCAAAGAAAAAGUUGGUAAAGAUAUGAAACGGGGCAUGCCAUUUAUUAACCAGUUGAAGUACCGCUUGAACACGGAAAGUCCCGAGUUGGUUUUCAAUAGGAAAUUAACAUUUAAUGAGGUUGAGACUUUGCAAAAAAUCACCAAGCUCAUUAAAAAUGCUCCUUUUGCUGUUAAAGUACAAGAGUUGCAAAUACUUGCUUUUGAUUACGGUGCAACUAAGGGUAAGGAUGUAUUGACUGGUGAAGAAAAUGUGGAGAUAAACUAUACAGGUAAAAUCAAAGAAAAUGCAAAACCUGGUGAACCUGGUGUAAUAUUAACAAAAAUCUAA
Molecule: messenger RNA, 3318 nt
Organism: Lodderomyces oxycetoniae
Lineage: Eukaryota; Fungi; Ascomycota; Pichiomycetes; Serinales; Debaryomycetaceae
Gene: CDC60
Product: leucine--tRNA ligase
Exons: 1
Coding region: 1-3318 (1105 amino acids)
Biological process (GO): leucyl-tRNA aminoacylation
Molecular function (GO): ATP binding; aminoacyl-tRNA deacylase activity; leucine-tRNA ligase activity
Source: RefSeq, a predicted model, not a curated record